Messenger RNA from Aphidius gifuensis, 1900 nucleotides. Its product is annotated as GRAM domain-containing protein 2A-like. NCBI's taxonomy places the organism in Eukaryota, Metazoa, Arthropoda, Insecta, Hymenoptera, Braconidae. Gene Ontology annotation, molecular function: sterol binding; sterol transfer activity. Bases 915 to 1880 code for a protein of 321 amino acids. The transcript is spliced from 5 exons. Gene Ontology annotation, cellular component: endoplasmic reticulum membrane; plasma membrane; endoplasmic reticulum-plasma membrane contact site. The record is from RefSeq and is a predicted model, not a curated record. Gene Ontology annotation, biological process: intracellular sterol transport.
AUUUUUUUUGUAGCCACUAUUUCAUUGUCAAUUUUUAAACGAGUUGGUAUGGGUCAAAUACAAUAAUAAUUAUCAUUCUGAGUCAUUCAAAAAAUUGAUCGUCUUUAACAUCACAUAGCUAUACAAUUUAUUACAAAUUUAUAAGUAAAAGUUUCAAGUUGAAGGUCAAUAUUGUCGCAUUUAGGUGUCCACGUAGGAGGACAUUACAAUAGUGCUAUUAAAUUUUUUUAUAAUACUCAGUUUGAGCCCGGCUGGUCCGUGGAAUUCGUCUUAAAACUCAUAAAACCAAGAUUUAAAUUACUACUGGGAAUAAUUAAAAAUUAUUAUUCCUUUUUUUUUUUUUUUUAACAAAAAUAACACAGUGAAUAAUUAAAUUUGUAAAUUGAAAGUUUUAUUUUUAUUUUUUUUUGAUAAAAUAUAAUCAUGGGUAUUUUAUUUUUGGCAAAACUUGCUGUUGAAAGUUUUAGCUCAAAAUGGAAAAAUUCUAAAAAAGCUAUGUUUAAAAGACGAAAAUAUCAACAAGGCUUUUAUUAAAUUUAUUUUUUUUUUUAUAUAUAAAAUUAAUUGUCCAGGCAAUUAAUUUUUGAUCAUUUAUUUUUUAUUUUUAACUGGUGUUAUUGUCUCAUGAGGUAAAAAUAAUUAUAUAAAAUGAAAAAUUUAUUAAAAUUAAUUGACUAAAUAAUAAUUAUUCUAUUUUCAACAGAUCGGUUGGAGGGAUUCACUCAUCUCCAAGAAAAUCAAUAGAAUUUGAUUUAGAAAAUCACAAUGAAUAUCAGCAUUCACAAAGUAAUUUAAAAUCGAAACAAAAUCAAACAAGCUUUGAUCAUGAAGUGUCGCGGCAAUCCACCAACAGUGCACAGUUAAAGCCUCACACUACCAGUACACCAAUAAAAACUAGCAAUAAAAAAUCAACAAUGUCUGUUAAUGAUUCAUCAGUGAUACUGUCAUCAAGUAAUCCAUCAAAUUCGAGACAAAAAAAAUUCUAUCGACACUUUACAGAGAUCAGUUCAAAUGAGCUAAUAAUUGAUUACUACAAUUGUGCCCUCGAUGGCGAUAUACUUCGUCAAGGACAUCUUUACAUAACAAAAAAUUACUUUGCUUUUUACAGUAAUUUAUUUGGUAACAUUACAAAAAUUUUACUACCAAUAACAUUAAUCAAAAAUAUAACAAAAGAAAAAAUAAUUAAAAUAUUUUCAAAUACAAUAACAAUUACUACCGAAAAUAAUGAUAAAUAUAUUUUUUGCUCAUUAUUGUCGAGAGAUUCGACAUUUAAAUUAAUGAUGCAAGUAUGGAACAAAAAAAAUGAAGAAAAAGCAAAUUUACUGAUUUUUAAAGAACCAGAAUUUUUGCAUCAUGAUGAUAAUAAUUUAGCAACUGAUAAUGAAAAAUUUGAUUCAUCCUUGAAUACUCAAAAUAAUGAUAAUAAUUUAUCAACAACUGCAAUUGUUUAUGCUGAUCUUGAUGGAUCAUCAUCAUCAUUAAAAAACUACAACUUAAAUUCUACUACAAACAUUAAUGAAAAUAUAGAAAAAUCAAGUACCACUGGAAUUUUUGAGUUUUUAAAAAAACAUAAAUUAAAAUCAACAACUUUAAUAACAAUAUUAAUUGCACUUUUAGUUGCACUAUAUAUUUCUGCAGCAUUUAUGAUGUUACGAAUAGAUAAACUUCACACAGUGUAUAUUAAUCAUCCAUUGAUGUCUCAAAAUAAAUUAACACAUGAUCAUUUAAUUGAUUAUCUCAACACAAAUCUUGAUCAAAUCGUCAAGGUAAGAGAAAGUUUGCAACUAUUGUCUGAUGAAUUUCUGUCAAUGAGUCAGAAGUUUAAUGAUGCAAGUCAGACGAGUGAUCAGACUGGAAAACCAAUUGAUUCAUCAAGCUAACACAGAAAAUUAAUUGACUU